AUGGGGAGACGGCCGAAUGCACUCAUCUUGCAGUAUUUCGAGCGGGGCCCGAAACUGCAGGAUCAAAGCAAUCGCUAUCCCCACACUUGUAAAGCAUGCGGAGAGCACUUCCCUCGUGGCCGACUCGAUAGCUUGACGGGCCACCUGACCAAGAAAUGCCCUGCCAUUUCCGAGUCUGAACGAGUCAGCGCGCUUUUGGCUCUUUCGGGCAUGAGCCAUGCAUCACAGCGAUUCCAGCAGAGCCAGCAGGCCCAGGCGCGUGCUCAGGCCAAUGGGUCUCCGGUCGACUUACCCAUGAUACAACAACGCGACUGGACCGCCCUCGGAGUCCUCGCCGAAGUAUCGCGACAGAUCGACCUAAACGAGAAGAACGACGACCGCGGCCAGCCCAAUGGUACCGUCCAACAAGGGCCUUCGCCGCCCGAUGGGCAGCCCGCGGAGCGCUUCGAGCUGCAAGAGCAAUUCAUUAUCGAAAAUCCGCCGUUGCACCAGGAUAGUGGCACAUUUCAGCCAGUGAAGGGCGAACAGCAGCCGGAAGAGGCAGAACGGGCGCCCACCGCGGAAGAACGUCUCCAAGAAAUCCUUCGGGUUGAAGACGGGCAGUCGGACUCAGCAAACAUAACCAUGGCCGCCGCCGCCACAGCGCGCCUACAUCCCACAUUUCUCGACCCUGAGAUACUGGGGGAAGAGGCCGCGGCGGCAGCCGACGCUGCGACCGCCACUGCCAAUGCCGCGGCCACCGCUGCCGCCGUGGUAAAUAACCUCCCUGUGGCCGACAUGAGCGGAACAGAGGAGCCCCUCGCGACCCCCAGCACCCCAACGAUCCAUCCAGCGAUGCCCACCCCGUGCACCAUGGGGACACCGAAUGCGAUGCCGACACCAAGCGCGAUGCCGACGCCGACUGUGCCACCACCUUGGGGUGAGCUGACAUACGCGACCGAGACUUUCCAAGCCACCGUAAACAACAACAGCCCCAUGCAGACCACGGCAGGGCCCCUCGGUAAGGGCGUUUUCCGCUUGGAUGGCGGCCCCAAUGGUGCCAAGUCUCGCCACUCGAGGGCGCGGUUCAACGCGACCAGGCGGAAGGAGGUCCAGGAGGUCCGCAAGAUCGGCGCUUGCAUUCGCUGCCGAGUUCUCAGGAAGACCUGCUCUCAAGGGUCACCUUGUGACACUUGCCGGAAAGUUCUCUCUCCCCGGGUCUGGCGCUCGGGUUGUGUUCGCACAAAGUUCUCAGAGCAGCUGGACCUGUAUUCUGCUGGUGUGCAAAUCGUGCUUGCACAAGCCCGAAUUAACUCGAUCAAGCAAACCAUGAAUCUCGGCAGUCAUGGCGUCCUGAUUGAAGCUUGCCAUUUCCCGGAUUGCGGUCCUCGCCUUCAGCUUCAAGUGCUACAGCGCGAUUCCGAUCGAGAGUCGGAGGGAAAGCUUGUCGACGCGACCAUUGUGGACGACAGGCCGUCGAACUAUCCCAUUGUCAUGCUCGACAAUGACAACCAGGACGCCCCCGCUAGAGUUGAGACCUAUAUGCGUGAGAUCCUGCCCGACAUGAUCAAGCGAGAGCCCUCUCACUUCAUGCAUGUUACGCUACAAACCGCUGUCGACGUUGCAAGCAAGACGAACGACGAGUUGCUCAAGAAGUCGCUUGAACUGUGGGGUCUUGUAGAGAUACUAGACCGCGAGCGGCAGUGGACUAUCAGUGCCAAAACUUGGGCCGAGGACACCCCUGCCAAGUUAAUCAAGGAAGAUACAGAUGGCGAGCUUUUCAACACCAUCUGCCUGCAGCUCGCAGCCGCAGCCGAGAGGAAGGCCGCAGCUACGAGCAAGGCCCUCCUCACCGGAAUGCAGCGCGUUCUCCAGGACAGCAAAGUCAAGAUCGAUUUCAACAUGUACUUCGCCGUCCUGAUCCUGUUGAACUGCGUCGAGAAAUCCAGCUGGGCCUUCAAGGCCUGGGAGCAGGAAAACCUGCGGCACCUCUGGCCGCUUGAAAAGGAGCCGGUUAGUUUUGCACAGCAAGGCUAUGUGAUUGCGAACCUCUUACACAUGCUCCUCGGCAUUCGGAAAGCCCUUCCCCGGACUACGCGCCGGGAGAUUGACGGUAAACUUGUCACCGAGGAGGAAAACCCGGCGAUCAGGGAUUAUUUUGAGGCAAUCAACCUUGAUUUCGCCCAGGUCAAGGCAAAGCAGGAGCGCCCUACCUUUUCGCCCACCGAUUCCCGCUCAUUCGAGCUCUUGUUUUGUUCUACCCUCCUUCUUCCCAACUCAGAUUCUUGA
Molecule: messenger RNA, 2268 nt
Organism: Chaetomium globosum CBS 148.51
Lineage: Eukaryota; Fungi; Ascomycota; Sordariomycetes; Sordariales; Chaetomiaceae
Exons: 4
Coding region: 1-2268 (755 amino acids)
Source: RefSeq, a predicted model, not a curated record